Molecule: messenger RNA, 543 nt
Organism: Chironomus riparius
Lineage: Eukaryota; Metazoa; Arthropoda; Insecta; Diptera; Chironomidae
Source: the annotation of a GenBank genome assembly
AUGGAUAAGUCGAGAAUUCUGAUGAUUCAAAUAUUUUUACUAAUUUGCUUCCUUCACUUCACAACUCCGCAUCGCUCGAAAGGUUUUCUAGACUUUUUUGGGUAUGGCACAGGAUCUGGAAGCCAGAAUUACAACAACAAUCGAAGAAAUGGCAAGAACAGGAACAACUCAAACAGACGGAAUGGAAACAACUUUAGGAACGGAUACAAUUUUGGAAAUGGCUUCAAUUUUGGUAAUGGAUACUCGAACAGGAAUAACAACAACAAUGGAUUUGGAUUCUUUGGCUUUCAAAGUCCAAAACGAAAGCUUCAAAAUGGAUAUAAUUAUUUCGGGUUUAAUCGUCCAAGGACUCCAAGUUAUAAUUAUAAUUAUUCGUUUAAUCCAUUCAGCAAUGGCAACAAUAACAAUAACUACAACAACUAUAAUUAUGGCACAAAUUACGGUUUAAAUUAUGACAUUGGAACUAAUAAUAAUUAUGAUUACACUGUUUAUCCAAGUGGUGAUUAUGGUGCUGAAACUUUCCCAAAUUAUAGUUUUCCUUGA